Molecule: messenger RNA, 1081 nt
Organism: Eriocheir sinensis (Chinese mitten crab)
Lineage: Eukaryota; Metazoa; Arthropoda; Malacostraca; Decapoda; Varunidae
Gene: Trs31
Product: trafficking protein particle complex subunit 5-like
Exons: 6
Coding region: 220-780 (186 amino acids)
Biological process (GO): endoplasmic reticulum to Golgi vesicle-mediated transport
Cellular component (GO): TRAPPIII protein complex; TRAPPI protein complex; TRAPPII protein complex
Source: RefSeq, a predicted model, not a curated record
UAGGUGUUUAAGGCUGUGUUUUGCCGUUUUAUAAUGAUUUAGCGGGAGUGAUUUCACACUUGGCAACACCGAAGGAGAAUAUCAACAGAGAGAGAGAGAGAGAGAGAGUCCUCCGCCCCUUCCUCUUCGCCAUUUAAGCUGCAAGAAUCUCUACUCCUCCUAGUCUUCCUUGAGUGAGAGAGAGAGAGAGAGAGAGAGAGGCACACACAAGUCAACAAGAUGAGUGGCAGCAAACAGAGGCCGUCUAUUCUUGAUAAGUCGCUGAGCCGCGGCAAGACGGAGGUGAGCGCCACAGCCUUCGCCCUGCUGUUCUCCGAGAUGGUCCAGUACUCACACAACAGGGUCCAGAGUGUGGCGGACCUGCACCAGAAGCUCUCGGAACUUGGUCAGCACGUCGGUGUCAGGAUGGUCGAGCUUCUGUUUGUGAGAGAACGAAACUACAAGAGGGAGACCAAGCUACUCAGCACUCUACUGUUUGUUAAAGGGACCAUGUGGAAGUCUCUCUUCGGCAAGGAGGCGGACAAGCUCGACAGGGCAACGGACGAUGAGCGGAUUUUCUACCUGAUCGAGAAGGAGCCGCUGGUCAACCGCUUUGUCUCGGUGCCGCGCGACAAGAGCUCCAUCAACUGUGCCGCCUUCGUAGCCGGCAUCAUCGAAGCAACGCUGACCUCCACUGGCUUUCCGGCCAAGGUGACGGCACUCUGGCACAAGGGAACCACGUUUAUGAUCAAGUUUGACGACACAGUGAUGACGAGAGACAAGCAGUUGGAGGGACGCUGAGAAGAAGAAGGAGGAAGAGGAGGAGGUAGAAAAAAAGAGAAGAGAAGAGUGAGGGAGAGCGGAGGAGAGGAAGAGAGAAAGGAAGAAUGGGAUAGAAAGAAGAGAUGAGGAGGAGAAGGAGGAGGAGGAAGAGGUAAAGAACGAGGGAGAGAGGAAGACGAAGAGGAAGAGAGAAAGGAAGAAUGAGAUAUAAGGAGGAGGAGGAGAAGGAGGGGAAAGAAGAGAAGAAAAGGAAGGAGAAAGAGGAGGAGGAAGGAGGAGGAGGAGAGAAAAAAUGGAUGGAAGGAAAAGGGAAGGAGAG